AUGAUAUUCGGACGAAAAUUCUUGCUGCAGACCGACCACAAACCACUCCUUAAAAUUUUCGGCAGCAAGAACGGCAUUCCCGUUUACACCGCCAAUCGUCUUCAGCGUUGGGCGCUAACGAUGCUGCUGUAUGAUUUCUACAUCCAGUUCAUCCCAACGGCUAGUUUUGGAAAUGCCGACGUGUUGUCCCGCUUGAUGAGCUGUCACAGCAAACCAGACGAGGAAUACGUGAUUGCUGCUCUCCAAACGGAAUCUGACAUGAAAGCAAUUCUCGCAGACUCAAUAUCCAGUUUGCCGGUCACAUCCGAUAUGAUCUCCAAGGAAACGCAAGACGACCUGGUCCUACAAGUGGUAAUCAACUACAUCCGCAAUGGCUGGCCAAACAUUGAAGACCAAUACGAACUUCGCCUGGACCUAUUGAAGCCCUGUGUUCAGAGUCCAACCUUGGAGAACAAGAAGCAGAACGCUGAAUUCAACAGACGGCAUGGCGUAGUGAAGAAAUCAUUCGAUCCGGAUGAUUUGGUCUACGCUCAGGUCCAUCGUCGCAACACAAUCGAUUGGAUUCCGGGACAGGUAAUCGAGCGCAAGGGCAAAGUGAACUACACUGUUUUGCUCGAACAUGGACGCUUGAUUCGAGCACACACCAACCAGCCAAAACAACGAUAUCCGGAUUAA
This is a messenger RNA of Ochlerotatus camptorhynchus, 675 nucleotides long. RefSeq lists its product as uncharacterized. The transcript is spliced from 2 exons. The coding region runs from base 1 to 675 and encodes 224 amino acids. Lineage: Eukaryota; Metazoa; Arthropoda; Insecta; Diptera; Culicidae. The record is from RefSeq and is a predicted model, not a curated record.